Molecule: messenger RNA, 2472 nt
Organism: Chlorella variabilis
Lineage: Eukaryota; Viridiplantae; Chlorophyta; Trebouxiophyceae; Chlorellales; Chlorellaceae
Exons: 5
Coding region: 1-2472 (823 amino acids)
Source: RefSeq, a predicted model, not a curated record
AUGUGGGAGAGGGAGAGGGGCAGUUCCUGGUACCCAGGCAGGCCAAACCCCAUUGCGCAGGCCUCGUGUAGCCUGCCUCUGCAGGCUACCAUCGGGCCGCCUAUGGCUGCGCUUACCAGCCUGGUGGCACUGGCCUCUGGUGACUCCGACUCGGGAGCCAAGCGGGAGGAAGGGCAAGAACGAGCAGGCAGGCAGGGCGCUGCUGGCGACGCCAGCGGCAGGGCCAAGCGGGGAGCUGCACACCUGGAUGCCGGCGCGGCAGCCGCCGUUGCCGCUGCUGCCAACGGCCCCAGCCCACGGAGCGGCGAGGCCGGCAGCAGCACGACAGGGGAUGUGGAGGCGUUGCUGCACGUGCUGGCACAGCUUCAAGAGGGUGAGCGGCUCACGGUGGUGCCGCUCCCCACAGCCCUUGCCACCGCCAGCGACCCGGAGCCUGGCGGGAAGCGUCCACGCCGGGCUGCGGCGCGUGGCGCGCUGGCGGUGCUGCAAGCAGAGCAUCAUCAGGCACAGGCGGGGCGCCAGGCAUCCUUCCCAGAGCUAGAAGGAAGGACGUUCCGAAUCACUGUUUCGGGAGCCACGACAGCAGCCCGGGCCGCCGGCGCUGCAUCGUGGCGGCAGCCGGCUGCACAGCCGACAGCACCAUUCCCUGAGCAGCAGCAGGCCAACGGCGGCACCUGGGGUAUGCUGCCACACGUUUGUGCCAAGGGCACAGGCGGCUUCAACAGCCUGCCCCCGCCGCAGUGCCAACAGGCAGAGCAGCAGCAUGCGGAGGGCAGGGUAGCUAGCAGGAUGCCUGGAGAGCCUGCAGCUGCAGCUGGCGCCGCUGUCACUGAUCAGGCUGCGCCGCACCAGGAUGCGCCAGGGCUGCAAGGGGCGGACCUAGCGCAAUCCAGCGCUGACGCAAGCCUGGAACACCAGCAGCAGCAGGUGGAGGCCGGGCUGCCCAGCAAAGACGUUGUGCACAGCUAUGCAGCAGCAGCAGCAGCACGAUUGGCAGCAGCGCAAGUGGCGCAGCCUCGGAGAAGGGUGAGAGGGCAGCCCCAGAGAGGGGUGAGAGGAGAGUCUGGCGAUUCGGAGGAGCAUCCCCCUGAUGAGGGUGAGGAGGAUGCGACAGAGGAGGAGGAGGAGGAGGAUAUCCAGCCAGGCUCGCCCACAGCCAGCGAGGCGGCGCUGCUUGGCGAGCUGAUGCAGCCGCAUGCGGCGGGGGAGGCAGCUGCCCAGCCUGGAAUCGCCGCUGCUGAAGCGGCCGCCACCGCAGCGCAGCAGCCCGACCAGUGUCGAGCGGGCGGGCGCCUGGGCAAGCGCAAGGGCGGCAUGCCGCCGUUGUGCCCCAGCUGCGGGCAGCCGCCGCUGAGCGAGGAGGACAAGCGUGCUGCAUCCAAGCGCGGGCGGCGUAAGAAGAACGACGGGAGCGACCCGCGCAACCGCAAGGCUGAGCUGUCUCGGGAGUUUCUGGUUGCGCACCUGGUGGAGUCGCGGCUGAGCCUGAGGGACAUUUGCUUCUAUCACGGCCACUGCGCCACCACUGUGUCGCGGGUGGCCAGGCAAGCACCUGCGGGCGGGGAGGCGUGGCGGCUGGUUGCGCUCUUGUGCUGUGCCAUGGCGCCUUCCCCACUCUCCCUCACCCACCUGCUUACUCCACCCACCUCCUACCCUUUCUUCUUACCCUGCAGGAACCUGGGCAUGGGUCUGCCCUCGGCACGCACCGAGCGCACGCAGAGUGCAUCGCUGCCGCCGCCGGGAGCCGGCGGCGGCGGCCUCGCGGGUGUCGGCGCAGCAGGCGUGGCGGCGGAUGAUGCGGGCGCUGCCGGCGGCGGCGGCGCAGGGCCCGGGCCAGCGGCUGUGGUAGGCGAGCUCCCGGUGGUGGCUGUGCUGGGGGCGGCAGCCAAGGUGGAUGCUGAUGCGGUGAAGCAGGAGGCGCUCCAGGCUCUCGAGGCAGCUGCCCCGCGGGCGCUGGAGGCGCCCACUGUCAUGGUGGAGCAGCAGCAGCAGCAUCUGCUGCAGCAGCACCACCACCAGCGGCAGCAGCUGGCGGCGGCGCUGGCGCCGGCGGCUGGCAGCGCGGCAGAGGGGGUCAAAGGGGCCAUCGCCGCAGCAGUGGGAGCCGCACUCCAGGCGGCAGCUCUGUCUCGGGCCAUUGCAGCUGGAACGGGGGCUGGGCUGGCGCCGGCAGCGGUGCAGGCAGCGACCCCUCCACCAAUCUCACAGCAGCCGUCAGCAGCAGCAGCAGCAGCAUCCGCGGCAGUGGCAGAGCCCAUGAAGAGCAGCCUGACAGCUCCGCAGCCAGCUGCUGCCGUAGCGGACCGAGCUGGCAGCACCGGCGAGGCUGGCGCCGACCAGGCCUGCGCAGCUCCAGCAGCAGAUGCGACUGUUGCUAGUGAGCAGACAACAGCCAUCGUGCCAGCACCUCCCAUCCCUGAGCUAGCAGCAGGUGUCAAGGCUGAAGGUUCUGGAGCCACCACUGCGAGCUGA